Molecule: messenger RNA, 552 nt
Organism: Cherax quadricarinatus
Lineage: Eukaryota; Metazoa; Arthropoda; Malacostraca; Decapoda; Parastacidae
Product: major prion protein 1-like
Source: RefSeq, a predicted model, not a curated record
UAUAUAUUGCAAGGCACCCAAGUGUUAGUAGGUCCAGUGUGUACAGAGUUUCCAUCAAUAAUGCGUGUGUUAUUAGUUGUUCUGAUGGCUCUGGCGGCGGUGGCCAUGGCCACCCCGGGCCACAAGGGAGGUGGCGGGGGCCGUGGAUAUGGUCGUGUGCACUAUGUCUAUGUUCCUGUACAUGUUCCUGUUCAUCACCACCAAACUGUUCACUACGUUGGUGGAUAUGGUGGAGGACACGGAGGUGGAUAUGGAGGAGGACAUGGUGGUGGAUAUGGUGGAGGACACGGAGGUGGAUAUGGAGGAGGACAUGGUGGUGGAUAUGGUGGAGGACACGGAGGUGGAUAUGGAGGAGGACACGGUGGUGGAUAUGGUGGAGGACACGGAGGCGGAUACGGAGGUAAGAUAUUUACAUUCAAUUUUUAUAUUUUAGUCUCUAAGCAAAGCAAAACACCAUCAUCAUUUAAUUUAGAUCUCAACUCAGUAUGUGCUCAUUGAGAAACCUAAACCCGUAUGGGGUUACAGAGCUCGGGGAAAUGAGAGGUACUCAGU